GGCCUUAAUGCCGCUAUGUUCACAAUGCUAGGCCGUUCUUAUUAUACAUCAGUGUGCUGGGCAGGGUUUGGGAAUUAACGGGCGUACUGUUGCAGUUAUUUUAAUCGCUUCGAUCAAAACAGUGAUUUAUCGACUACACUUCAGGCCUCGGCCUCAAGGUGGGGCAGAACAAAGUAGGUGGUGGGGCAGGAAGGCCUAGCCCCCCCAUCCUGACAAGAGGCCAGCCCCAGCUUCUGCUCCAGUAGCCCAUAGCCUCUUGAGGAGCAAGCAGGGACCAUGAGCACAGGCAAACCCAGUGGAAUCAAGCCUCCCAGCAAGAUAAGCAGGCCAACUGGAUUACCGACACGCACCUCCCCUUCCUCUACUGCUCCAAAGCCUGUUCCUCCUGAGAAGUCUCCCACCCAGGAUGGAGAAAUGGACUACCAGGUGGGGGAGAAGGUGUGGGUCAACGGCAACAAGCCAGGAUAUGUCCACUUCCUGGGGGGAACGCAGUUUGCCCCAGGCCAGUGGGCUGGCAUCGUCCUGGAUGAGGCCAUCGGAAAGAAUGACGGGUCGGUGGCGGGGGUCCAGUACUUCCAGUGCGAGGAUGGCAGAGGAAUAUUCACACGCCCCUCCAAGCUGACCAAGACGGCUAUGCCAGAGAUGCCAGAGGCUAACUGUGGGCAGUCUAACCCUGGCGAGACAGGGGCAAACUCCCCUACCACUGCUGCUGCUGGGGCUGCUAAUACCACUGGUAACAGCACCAAGACACCGCUGAGCAGAACCAUGACGGGCAGUGGGUCAGUGUCCAACCUCUCUGAGACAGACUCAGCCAAGAAGACCAGAAGAGAAUUGAGACUGGGAGACCGCGUGCUGGUGGGGGGUAAUAAGUCGGGGGCGGUGAGGUUCAUGGGGGAGACAGAGUUUGCCAAGGGGGAGUGGUGUGGACUGGAGCUGGACGAACCACUUGGGAAGAAUGAUGGAGCCGUGGCUGGAUCCAGGUAUUUCCAGUGUCUGCCGCGGUACGGCCUGUUUGCGCCGGUCCACAAGGUGAGUCGUAUCGGCUUCCCCAGCACCCUGGCUAAAGCCAAGGACUCCUCGCGGAGACGCUCCGCCAUGAAGAGGAGUCCCAGCGCCUCCUCCUUGAGCUCCCUGAGCUCUGUCACCUCCUCUGUCAGUGGGAAACCCAGCCGCACUGGCCUGCUGACCGAGACCUCGUCGCGGUAUGCUCGUAAGAUCUCUGGCACUACAGCGCUACAGGAAGCCCUGAAGGAGAAGCAGCAGCACAUCGAGCAGCUAUUGGCCGAGAGGGACAUGGAACGCGGGGAGGUCGCCAAGGCAACCAGCCAUGCUGGGGAGGUGCAGCAGGAACUGUCGCUGCUCACGAAGGUACAGGGGCAGUAUGCUAUGGAGAUGGAGGCUAAGCUAGAUCAACUGCGUGAACUGGUGGAGACAGCAGACAGAGACAAGGUGGAGCUGCUGAACCAACUGGAGGAAGAGAAGAGGAAAGUGGAAGACCUGCAGUUCACUGUGGAGGAAGCUUGCAUCACUAAAGGUGACCUAGAGACGCAGACCAAACUGGAGCAUGCCCACAUUAAGGAGCUUGAGCAGAGCCUUCUGUUUGAAAAGACCAAAGCUGACAAACUGCAGAGGGACUUAGAGGACACUAGGGUGGCCACAGUGUCUGAGCGGUCUAGGAUCAUGGAGCUGGAGAGAGAGGUAGUGGAGCUGCAGUUGAGACUACAGUCCUCCCAGCAGACAGAGGGCGCUGUGUCGCUGUCACCAGAGGAGCUCAGCGACCUCAAGGCCCGGUCCCAGUCCCAGGAGAAGAAGAUCUGCGAAAUUAGUGUGGAGCUGGACAACAGGCAGGAACAGCUUCGCUCUGUGGAGGAGGACAAAAUCUCCCUGGAACAGCAGCUAACCAGCCUGAGACAGAAACUGGACGCUGCAGAGACAGACAACAAGACGAUGGCACAAACCAUGCAUGAGCUGGAGAAGAGAGUGGAGCAGGCGGGAAAAGAGAGGGAGGCACAGAGAGAGGAGAACCAACGCAAAGAGAAAGAGCUUCAGGAUAGACUGACGCAGACUGCAGAGUCAUCAGAGAGGACCACCCACUCCGUGGAGCAGCUGACCAAUGAGAAGACAGCGCUGGAGGCUCAGGUGAGGAAAAGGGGGCAGGGCUCAGGUCAAAAGUCAGCUUGUCAUGUCGCCGAUGCAAAGCAGGCUUUAAUGUGGUCAUACGUGUGUGUGUGUGUGUGUGUGUGUGUGUGUGUAUAGCCCAAGGGUCUUGUA
Molecule: messenger RNA, 2271 nt
Organism: Oncorhynchus keta (chum salmon)
Lineage: Eukaryota; Metazoa; Chordata; Actinopteri; Salmoniformes; Salmonidae
Product: CAP-Gly domain-containing linker protein 1
Exons: 14
Coding region: 277-2256 (659 amino acids)
Biological process (GO): cytoplasmic microtubule organization; positive regulation of microtubule polymerization
Cellular component (GO): nucleus; cytoplasm; microtubule plus-end
Molecular function (GO): microtubule plus-end binding
Source: RefSeq, a predicted model, not a curated record